AUGUUAAAUAAUCUUAAAAAAUAUAACUUGACAAAACCUGAAAAAUUACAAAUAAUUAAUUUAAUGCCUCAAAGUAUUGCUGAAUUGGAAUUGAUAAUUGAGGAUUGUGAAGAUAGAUUUAAGAUGGAAGUUUUAAAUGAGAUAUUGGUUAUAAUUGGAUCAAAUUUAAAAGAAAAUAGUCAUCAUCCAUUUAUUGAUAAUAAUAACAAUAGCAACAUUAAUAAGACAUUGAUAGAAAAUGAUGAAUCAUACACAUUUAUUCAUUAUGAAGCUAAUAAACCAGAAUCAUAA
Molecule: messenger RNA, 291 nt
Organism: Entrophospora candida
Lineage: Eukaryota; Fungi; Glomeromycota; Glomeromycetes; Entrophosporales; Entrophosporaceae
Source: the annotation of a GenBank genome assembly